Molecule: messenger RNA, 693 nt
Organism: Henningerozyma blattae CBS 6284
Lineage: Eukaryota; Fungi; Ascomycota; Saccharomycetes; Saccharomycetales; Saccharomycetaceae
Gene: SPP2
Product: spliceosome ATPase-activating subunit SPP2
Exons: 1
Coding region: 1-693 (230 amino acids)
Biological process (GO): mRNA splicing, via spliceosome
Cellular component (GO): spliceosomal complex
Source: RefSeq, a predicted model, not a curated record
AUGAAUGGAGUUUCAAUCAGUUUAAGUUCAUCCGUAGCCAAGAAAAAAGUAAUUAAGAAGAACAAGAAGAAAGUCACAAAAGGAAAAAAAAUUGGUAAUAAUAUUUUCCAAGAUGAUGAAGUUGAAAUAGAAAGAAAGAAUGAUAAAAUAAGUUUAAGUGUUCUUGAAAAACACGUAGAGUCGGAGCAAACUGAUAAAACAGAAAAGGAUGAAUUGGUAAUCAAACCCAAGGAUCUUUCCAAUAAACGUAUUUUCCCUAUUAAUAAAAUCACAAAAGAAAGUAGCCAUCCGUAUGGGUUGAUAGAACCAACAUGUGGUAAUAAAAUAGAAAAACAGAAUUCUCUGCCUCAGAUAAUUACUUAUGAUGAACUUCUUCAAAAAGAAUUGGAACAAUUACCAAAGGAAACUAAACAGGAAGAAUAUGAUGAAGUUCCAGUUGAAGAAUUUGGUGCAGCUUUACUGCGAGGUAUGGGCUGGAAUGGUAAAGAUGACAAUGAUACUACAGUGAAUAAGCAAUUCGGGGGAGUAUCACUAUCAGAACAACUUGCUCCCAAACCUGCGUUUUUAGGUAUUGGCGCAAAACCGGCUCUCUCAUCAACAGCAGGAGAUGGCAAAGGAACAUUUAAUCAUAAACCCAAAGUAGACUCCGAUGAUUCAUUCUUGCCAAUUAAAAAGGUUGAGAAAACUGAGUAG